GCUUCCCACGAAAUUGUUGCUUGGCACCAUGGUUCGCGUCUGCAAAACCUGUAGUCCGGGAAUCUCAGAGGGUCCAUCUUCUCGGAAACCUCCUGAGAAAACUACUAAAUCCCGGAAAUCUUCAAAUGUUCAGCAGAAGCCAAAAAGUUCCAAAAAACCGCGAAUUUGUGGACAUAGUGAUGAGCCAGAAUGUCUCGCAGUUGUCAAUCUACCUCUUUCUGGAGAGCCUUCCAACGACGCGUUUUUAAACUCACCAAAUUUCGUUGAUCACACGAAUAAAAAUAUGGUGGACGGCGGACCCCCUCGAUUUUCAGACCUUUUAGAACAGAACUCUGCUUCAGUUCAAGAAGCUGCACUGGACCCAGACAUGCCGGUGCCACUGAAUCAGGCACACCCAGCUUUGCAGAAGCUUUUUCCGCAAAGCUUGCGUUCCUAUCCGCUGAAUCCGCCCGUGCUGUCAAUUACACCAAGAGUCAAUCAAGGUCCGACUAUCGGUAUAGUCGGUGAAUCGCUUCAACUUCAAAAGGAAACCUCCAAUGACACAAUUCGGGCUCAAAUUAUGGAGUGUUUGAAGGAUUCGAAUUUUCGAGGUGACGUCGAACCGGCAGAUUGAGAUACAAAGAACUUGACUUCUGUUUAGUGAGUACUUGACCAUGGUGGAGAAUGCAUGGCAAGACCUGCAACGUUCGACGAGAGAGGAUACCGAAUACGUUGCACGAUUUAUCGCAGAUUACUAUAAAGACACAACAGCCGAUGGAAACUUCUGAGGAACAGCCUGAAAGCUCUCCAGUUAUACCUUAAACAGAAGAUAAUUUCAAGAAGUACAGAGAUAGAACUCCCUUUGAUUAGGAUACACAUUCCGAAUCCUCCGUGAGUUGGAGUAGUCUUUUAUUUAGAAUUAUGAACAACUUUUAGAACUUCUGCAACAAACUACGGACACUCUUGAUACUCUUCAUAAUCGUCUUCAUUUCGAAUUAUAAGCCUCCGAGUUUUUGUUAAGCACCAACGGUUUUUGAGAUUAUCUCAUGUUAUUUGUUAUGAAGGAAUCACCAGACUUUCCCAUUUUCAACCAAAACGCUGCGACUGAGUUGG
Messenger RNA from Marchantia polymorpha subsp. ruderalis, 1092 nucleotides. The record is from the annotation of a GenBank genome assembly. NCBI's taxonomy places the organism in Eukaryota, Viridiplantae, Streptophyta, Marchantiopsida, Marchantiales, Marchantiaceae.